Molecule: messenger RNA, 444 nt
Organism: Hepatospora eriocheir
Lineage: Eukaryota; Fungi; Microsporidia; Hepatosporidae
Source: the annotation of a GenBank genome assembly
AUGGAUGCAUUAUACUAUGUAGAAAUUUUAGCAAAUAAUUUACCAUCGUCAAUGUCAAAGUUUGGUUUUGAAAAUUUGAAACUUUUGCAGGAUGGUGAUCCUAAACAUAGAAGUAAGUUAGCAAAAGAAUAUUUUGAAUUUAACAAUAUCAAAUUAGUAGAAUUGGCAUCUCAAUUACCUGAUUUAAACCCAAUUGAAAACUUAUGGGCUAUAAUAAAAAGAAGAUUAAAGAGUAUUGAAUUUAAUAGUAUUAAUGAAAUGAAAGAAAUUGUACAAAAAAUAUGCCAAAAUAUAGAUACUAAUAUGUAUGCAAAUCUUGUUAAUAGUAUGUCUAAGAGAAUAAAAGGUGUCAAAAAAGCCAAAGGAGAUCAUUCAAAUAUUAAAUUUUCAUUUCCAUUUUUUAUUGUCCAUUUUUUCAUUUUUCAUUUAUUAAAUUUCUAUUAA